Chlorella variabilis is the source of this 2364-nucleotide messenger RNA. RefSeq lists its product as hypothetical. The transcript has 12 exons. Gene Ontology annotation, cellular component: nucleolus; 90S preribosome. The coding region runs from base 1 to 2364 and encodes 787 amino acids. Gene Ontology annotation, biological process: endonucleolytic cleavage in ITS1 to separate SSU-rRNA from 5.8S rRNA and LSU-rRNA from tricistronic rRNA transcript (SSU-rRNA, 5.8S rRNA, LSU-rRNA). The record is from RefSeq and is a predicted model, not a curated record. NCBI's taxonomy places the organism in Eukaryota, Viridiplantae, Chlorophyta, Trebouxiophyceae, Chlorellales, Chlorellaceae.
AUGACCAAGUCGCUGUUUGACGACGACGAAGAGGAGCAUGUGCAGCAGCUGCGUGUGAACGAGGACUACGCCAAACGCUUCGAGCACAACAAGAAGCGCGAGGAGCUGCACCGCCUCCAGGAAAAGUAUCCGGAGCAGGCAGCCAGAUUAGCAAAGGGCCACGCACGCAAAGCCGCUGCCGCCGCCAAUGCAGCAGCGGGCGGCGCAGCACAGGAGCAGGAGGAGGAGGACGAGUCGUCUUCGGAUGACGAGGACGAUGAUGCGGGGGUGAUUGAUGCCAAGACGCAGGCCCAGAUCUUUGAGACCAUCCUGAAGAUCCGCAGGCGCGACCAGAGCAUCUACGAUGCGCAGGCCAAGUUUUACAGCAGCAGCGACGGCGAGGAUGAGGCAGGCACAGGCGCCGCCGACCCCGCCCCCAAGAAGGCCAAGAAGGAGAAGCCCAUGUACUUGAAGGAUGUGAUCUACAAGCAGGCGGUGGAGGGCGGCGGGGCGUCGUCGGACGAGGGCGAGCCGGCGGCGGCGCGCCCGCAGCCGCGCACAUACACGCAGGAGCAGCAAGACCUGAAGCAGGCCUUCCUGGCUGCAUUUGAGGAGAAUGUGGAGGGUGGAGGCGGCGGCGGCGAGGGCGGCGACGGCUUUGGUGACGGCGUGCUGCAGCAGCGGCCCAAGAAGAAGAAGCAGAGGCAGGCGGCGGCCAGCGACGGAAGCAGCGACGAGGGGGAAGGGGAGGAGGCAGCUGGCGCCGGCGCCGGCCAGGAUGACGAGGCGCGGGUGCAGCAGCUGCUGGACGGCUACUUUGGGCGGGAUGCGGAGCUGAGCGCGGAGGACAAGUUCCUGAAGCGGUACAUCCUCAACAAGGGAUGGGUGGAGGAGGGGGAUGAUGAGUAUUACGGGGAUGAGGGGCAUGGCGGCGAAGCGGUGGACGACGAGGAGGACGAGCAGUUUGUGGAGCAGGCAGGCAAGCAUUACGAGCACGCCUACAACUUCCGGUUUGAGGAGCCGGGCGGCGCCACCAUCGUCACGCACCCCCGCAACAUUGACGGCACGGUGCGCAAGGCGGACGACAGGCGCAAGCGGGCGCGCGCCGACAAGGCGGCGCGGCAGGCGGCGGAGGAGGCGGCGCGGCAGGCGGAGGUGCGGCGGCUGAAGAACCUGAAGAAGGCGGAGAUAGAGGAGAAGCUGCACGAGAUCCAGAGCGUGGCGGGCAGGGCGGCGCCGCGGCCCGAGGUGCUGGAUGCGCUGGUGGCGGGCGACUUUGACCCUGAGGAGUACGACCGCCAGAUGGCGGCCGCCUUUGGGGACGACUACUACGAGGCGGGCGGCGCGGAGCAGGAGGAGGAUGACCUGGCUGACGAGGUGUUUGAGCGGGAGCUGGAGGCGAUGGCCAGGUAUGGGUCUGACGACGACGACCCGCAGACGUUUGCCGCCCUGCACAAGCGCCUGGCGGCGCAGCGCCGCGAGCAGGCGGCGGCAGGCACCAAGGAAGACGAAGACGAAGACGAGGAGGAGGAGGAGGAGGGUGAUGAGGAGGGCGAGGAGGAGGAGGAGGGGGGCGACCCCGAGGCGGCGGCGCGGGCGCGGUCGGAGGUGCAGCGCCUGCUGGAGGAGUACUACCGGCUGAACUACGAGGAUGUGGUGGGGGGCAUACCCACGCGCUUCAGGUACAAGGAGGUGCCGGCCGACACCUUUGGGCUGGGGGUGGAGGAGAUUCUGGCCAUGGACGACAAGGAGCUGAACCAGGUGGUGGGCCUCAAGACGCUGGCGCCCUACAGGGAGGAGCACCGCCGCUUCCGCCCCAACUACCAGAAGCUCAACCAGCUGCGCAAGGAGAGGGAAGAGAAGGCGGGGCAGCGUCGCGGCGGCGGCGGCGGAGGCAGGCUCUUUGGCUCCAAGCAGCAGCACUGGGGCGGCAAGCAGGAGCAGCGGCCUGGGCAGCAUGGGGCCCAGCAGCAGCCCCAGUGGAAGCAGAGGGGCGGCGGCGGGCAGCAGUGGCGGCAGGACGGCCAGCAGGCCCAGCGGCAGCAGCAGGAGGGCGGCCAGCAGGAGGUGCAGCCCGAGAAGAGCGCUGCCGCGCGGCGGCUGGAGUCGUUUGCCAAGCCAACGCUCAAAAAGGCCAGGCAGGAGGCGGCAAGGCAGCAGCAGGCGCAGGAGGGCGGCGGCAAGAAGCGCAAGCGGGAGCAGCCCCAGUCUGGCAGCGGCGGCGGUGGCGGCGGCGGCGGCGGGAAGCCCAAGCAGAAGCAGCCUCAGCAGCCCCAGCAGCAGGCCAACGGCGACGGCCCGGCGCUGACCAAAGCCCAGAAGAAGAACAUGAAGCGGGCAGAGAAGCGGGCGCAGAAGCGGGCAAAAGUGGCUGCAUACUGCUGA